Molecule: messenger RNA, 651 nt
Organism: Chiroxiphia lanceolata (lance-tailed manakin)
Lineage: Eukaryota; Metazoa; Chordata; Aves; Passeriformes; Pipridae
Product: transmembrane emp24 domain-containing protein 7-like
Exons: 3
Coding region: 1-651 (216 amino acids)
Biological process (GO): endoplasmic reticulum to Golgi vesicle-mediated transport; Golgi organization; intracellular protein transport
Cellular component (GO): endoplasmic reticulum-Golgi intermediate compartment; COPII-coated ER to Golgi transport vesicle; endoplasmic reticulum
Source: RefSeq, a predicted model, not a curated record
AUGCUGUUACGGGGCUCUGGAACUGCGGGACCGUGGGGGUGGCUGACGCUGCUCCUAGUAGCUUGCGCGGCAUGGGCCUCCGAAAUCACUUUCGAGCUGCCUGACAACGCCAUACAGUGUUUUUACGAGGAGAUUGUCCAGGGUACUAAGUGCACUCUCGAGUUUCAGGUGAUCACUGGAGGUCAUUAUGAUGUUGACUGUCGGUUGGAAGGUCCUGAUGGUGCUGUAUUAUACAAAGAGAUGAAGAAACAAUAUGAUAGCUUCACAUUUACUGCAUCCAGAAAUGGAACAUACAAAUUCUGCUUUAGCAAUGAGUUCUCUACUUUCACACACAAAACUGUGUACUUUGAUUUCCAGGUUGGAGAAGAUGCACCACUGUUUCCUAGUGAGAACAGAGCAACUGCACUUACUCAGAUGGAGUCUGCAUGUGUUUCAAUUCAUGAAGCUCUGAAGUCUGUCAUUGAUUAUCAGACUCAUUUCCGGUUGAGAGAAGCACAAGGCCGCAGCAGAGCAGAGGAUUUAAACACAAGAGUAGCCUAUUGGUCAAUAGGGGAGGCAAUCAUUCUUCUUGUAGUUAGUAUUGGGCAGGUAUUUCUCCUCAAAAACUUCUUCUCAGAUAAAAGAACCACAACAACCCGUGUUGCAUCAUAA